UUCCCCGGGCAGACAUCAGUGUUGACGGACGCUGAAGCGACGAGGAGCCGCCUGUCAUCCAGCACCGCAGAGCUGUUAUCCCUUUCUGAUCCGGAGAUAAAGCCGCCCGGAGGGAGCCGUUCGAAAUGUGGAUGAGCACAUUUGCACGUUUUGCCCUUCCCGCCCUCCAGAGGAGCUCUGGCGCCGCCGCCCGCCGGGCUCUGAGGGCGUGUCGGGCACCGGCGCCGCCCCACUCGACUUCAGUGCAGCUCCGCGGGCAGCAGACCCUGGGCUCGGCCUCCCUCCCCCUGGGUCGCCACUCCGUCAGGCAGGUCCGAGCUCUGGACCAGGAGCGGAUGAUGGAGGUGGAGUGGGAGGACGGCGGCCACAGUCUGUAUCCCUUCACCUGGCUCAGAGACAACUGCCAGUGUCCUCGCUGCACUCUGCAGUCGGCUCAGGCCCGGCUGCUGCCGCUGACCGACCUGGACGUGCACACCGGAGUCGACGCCGCGGAGGUCACCCAUGACAACAAGGUUUCCAUCGUGUGGCCCGACCAGCACGUCAGCCUGUUCGAUGCAGAGUGGCUGAAGAAACGCUGCUUCUCCGCCGCCGCCAGACAAGCGAUGCAGGAGGAGCUUUUCCUCAACGGUGAGUCUGAGUUUGGAUUUUAUGUGAACAUUUCUAAGUCUGUAUUUUUCAGUGCUUUGCGGCCUGAAGGGCUGCUUUUUCUUUGGGCCCUGCACCGCCGUGACACGCGUUUCCUGUCUGUUGAAGAAAAGCUGAACUUUACAAGCGCUCCUGAAGGUGGGAUUUCUUAUUUUCUAACAGGGCUGCAUUCAGUUAUUCAGCGCAUGUCACAAAGUUCACGCCUUUCAGGAGCUUUUUAUUGUGACGAACUUAAAAAGCAGAAAGUGCCCAUAAAGUCACCGGAGCUGUUCUGA
Stegastes partitus (bicolor damselfish) is the source of this 920-nucleotide messenger RNA. RefSeq names its product gamma-butyrobetaine dioxygenase. NCBI's taxonomy places the organism in Eukaryota, Metazoa, Chordata, Actinopteri, Pomacentridae. The transcript is spliced from 3 exons. The coding region runs from base 126 to 920 and encodes 264 amino acids. The record is from RefSeq and is a predicted model, not a curated record.